Molecule: messenger RNA, 1665 nt
Organism: Prunus mume (Japanese apricot)
Lineage: Eukaryota; Viridiplantae; Streptophyta; Magnoliopsida; Rosales; Rosaceae
Source: RefSeq, a predicted model, not a curated record
UUAUAUAUGAUACGAUUCAGAAACCACAUUCGAAAACAUCUUAAAGUGGAAAAAGGAAAAAUCAAGAACAAAAAUGAGCAACCCACAUAUAUUAGCUGUUCCUUUGCCAGCACAAGGUCAUGUGAUUCCCUUGAUGGAGCUGUCACAAUGCUUAGUUAACCAUGGCUUCACAGUCACAUUUGUGAACACAGACUACAACCACAAGCGAGUCGUGAAUGCCUUGGCUGCUGAUGAAAGUCAGUUAUCGGAUCGUAUUCGCCUAGUUUCACUUCCGGAUGGCUUAGAGCCCUGGGAAGCCAGGCAUGAGGUAGGAAAGUUUUGUGAAGCAACGCAAAGAGUCAUGCCUGGGAAGUUGGAGGAGCUGAUAGAGAAGAUCAACCAAGGGGAAGGUGACAAAGUCACUUGUGUCAUUGCUGAUGAGAGUGCCAGGUGGGCUCUGGAAGUGGCAGAGAAACUGAAUAUCAGGCGAGUUGCCUUCUUCCCUGCAUCAGCUGCAAGUUUGGCUUUGCAAUUCUCUAUCCCAAAGUUAAUUCAUCAAGGAAUCAUCAACGACGAUGGAACUGUUUCAAGAAGCCAGAUGAUUCAGUUGGCACCGGACAUGCCCACCAUGAAAACUACAGAAUUUCUAUGGGCAUGCAUGGGUGACUUGACCGAGCAGAAGAUAGUAUUUCAACUUAUGGUAAGAAAUAACAAGGCUGCGAAAUUGGCAGAGUGGAUUGUUUGCAACUCAGCAUACGAACUCGAGCCAGCAGCAUUCACCAUGGCACCAGAGAUUUUACCAAUAGGCCCGCUUCUGGCAAGCAGCCGGCUUGGAAACUCAGCAUGCUACUUCUGGCCACAAGACUCAACUUGCUUACAGUGGCUGGAUCAACAGCCACCAUGCUCAGUCAUCUAUGUUGCAUUUGGCAGCACCACAGUUUUUGAUCAAACACAAUUCCAAGAACUGGCUCUGGCUCUUGAGCUGUCCCAAAGGUCAUUCCUCUGGGUUGUGAGGCCAGAUAUCACUGACAAAACAUCUGAUCCCUACCCAGAAGGAUAUCAAGACCGUGUGGCCUCUUGCGGUCUGAUGGUUGGUUGGGCACCUCAACAAAAGGUUCUAGCUCAUCCUUCCAUUGCUUGCUUCUUAAGCCACUGUGGUUGGAACUCUACAAUAGAAGGUCUAAGCAAUGGAGUUCCUUUCUUGUGCUGGCCAUACUUUUGUGACCAGUUCCUUAAUGAGAGCUACAUUUGUGAUGUCUGGAAGGUUGGGUUGAAGUUGAAAAAGAAUGAAAAUGGGAUCAUACCACAAGGAGAAAUCAAGAGCAAGGUGGAACAACUGCUUGGUGAUGAAAACUUCAAAGCAAGAGCUUCCAAACUGAAGGAAAUGGGCAUGACAAGUGUCCAAGAAGGUGGCCAAUCUCACAGGAUCUUUAAGAACAUUAUUGAAUGGAUGAAGACAUAGGCAAGUCACCUAUCUUUUUCUUUGGAAUUAAAAAAAAGUUAAAAAGGAAACACAGGACAUGUGCCACUGUUCAAGUAUCAGUAAUGUAAGACCAAGACCUCAGCUGAUGUACUGAUGCAAUAAUUAAAAGAAAAGGAAAAAAAAACAUCGGGAAACUUUCAAGCUUUUUUUUACUGCAGUGUAAAAUUUUCUAUUUUCAGUUUAUAUAAUAUGCCCUAAAACGU